This is a messenger RNA of Metarhizium album ARSEF 1941, 747 nucleotides long. Its product is annotated as Superoxide dismutase copper chaperone. Gene Ontology annotation, molecular function: superoxide dismutase copper chaperone activity; copper ion binding. Gene Ontology annotation, biological process: removal of superoxide radicals. Bases 1 to 747 code for a protein of 248 amino acids. The transcript has 4 exons. Lineage: Eukaryota; Fungi; Ascomycota; Sordariomycetes; Hypocreales; Clavicipitaceae. The record is from RefSeq and is a predicted model, not a curated record. Gene Ontology annotation, cellular component: cytoplasm.
AUGGCGGUAGACCACUCAUUUCGGACCGUAUUCGCGGUACCAUUGUCUUGUAAUGGCUGUGUCAAGGCAGUUUCAGACUCAAUUCACAAACUCGGAGGUGUGAGCAAGGUCGAAGCAAAUUUAGAGGAUCAAUUAAUAUCCGUCGAAGGCUUUGCCGCACCAUCGGCCAUUGUUGAAGCAGUUCAGGCAACAGGGAGAGAUGCGAUCCUUCGCGGAUCCGGCGCAUCUGACAGUGCUGCCGUUAGCAUCCUUGAAACAUUCACAGGGAAGUCGCAGAAGGAGAGUUCUGAUGGAGACCGAGGAGUGAGAGGAUUGGCGAGGAUGGUGCAGGUCAGUUCUGGAAGCACUCUUGUUGACCUUACCGUCCGAGGGCUCGCGCCAGGGACGUAUCGUGCCACGAUACGCCAAUAUGGGGAUAUCAAAGAUGGUGUCGAGUCGACAGGACCUGUCUGGUCGGGAGGCCAAUCUGGAGGCAGUGGUGUCUUGGGCGAGAUUGAUGUUGGUCAAAAUGGACGAGGUGCUGCCUUUGUUGACCAUCCGUUUCGGAUUUGGCAGGUGAUUGGCCAUGCCAUGGUUCUAACGCGACAAGAUGAGACUGCUGGGCCUCUCGAAAAUGAUGACAACACUGUGGUUGGAGUCAUCGCCCGAAGCGCGGGUGUAUGGGAUAACGACAAGACGGUAUGCUCCUGUACUGGAAAGACACUAUGGGAGGAAAGGAGGGAUGAAGUUCGGAAGGGCAUGCUGUAG